Messenger RNA from Amaranthus tricolor (Joseph's coat), 1725 nucleotides. RefSeq names its product 11S globulin seed storage protein Ana o 2.0101-like. Gene Ontology annotation, molecular function: nutrient reservoir activity. NCBI's taxonomy places the organism in Eukaryota, Viridiplantae, Streptophyta, Magnoliopsida, Caryophyllales, Amaranthaceae. The coding region runs from base 44 to 1564 and encodes 506 amino acids. The record is from RefSeq and is a predicted model, not a curated record. The transcript has 4 exons.
AUUCUCCACAGUUUUCUAGCUUUCUUUCUUCCACCCUACAAAAAUGGCUAAGUCCACUAGUUAUUUUCUUAUAAGUUGCUUAUUCUUUGUGUUGUUUAAUGGGUGUAUGGGUGAAGGAAGGUUUAGAGAGUUUCAACAAGGAAAUGAGUGUCAAAUUGAUAGGUUAACUGCCCUCAAACCGACGAAUUGGAUUCAGGCGGAAGCUGGGUUAACUGAGGUGUGGGAUUCUAAUGAACAAGAGUUUAGAUGUGCUGGUGUAUCUGUUAUUAGGCGCACCAUUGAGCCUCAUGGUCUUCUUUUGCCUUCUUUUACUAGUGCUCCUGAGCUCAUUUACAUUGAGCAAGGAAAUGGAAUAACUGGGAUGAUGAUCCCAGGAUGCCCAGAGACAUAUGAAUCAGGGUCACAACAAUUCCAAGUAGUAGAAGAUGAACGCAUUAGGGAGCAAGGCAGCAGGAAGAUUGGAAUGCGAGGCGGUCGCUUCCAAGACCAACACCAAAAGAUCAGACACUUCAGGGAAGGUGAUAUCCUUGCUAUGCCUGCAGGAGUUUCUCACUGGGCUUACAACAAUGGUGAUCAGCCUCUUGUUGCUGUUAUCCUUAUUGACACUGCCAACCAUGCUAACCAACUUGACAAGAAUUUCCCCAAGAGAUUCUACCUGGCAGGCAAACCCCAACAAGAACGUUCCGGAGAGCACCAAUUCAGUAGGGAAUCUCGACGUGGCGAACGCAACACGGGCAACAUUUUUAGUGGCUUUGAAACCCGACUCCUAGCCGAAUCCUUUGGAGUUAGUGAGGAGAUAGCUCAAAAGCUCCAAGCCGAGCAAGACGAUAGAGGCAACAUUGUUCGAGUCCAAGAAGGUUUACAUGUGAUCAAGCCCCCAAGCAGGUCAUGGGAAGAAAGAGAGCAAGGUAGUGCUUCAAGGGAAGGCAGACACCAUGGCAGACCAUGGGAAACAGAGCAAGGUGGUAGCAGGGAUUCAAGGUACCUUCCCAAUGGUGUGGAGGAGACUAUUUGCUCGGCUCGACUCGCCGUCAACAUUGAUGAUCCUUUUGAGGCUGAUGUUUACACCCCUGAAGCUGGACGGCUUACUACUGUUAACAGCUUUAAUCUUCCCAUUUUGCGCCAUCUUCGCUUGAGUGCUGCCAAGGGUGUUCUCUACGGGAAUGCAAUGAUGGCACCUCACUACAAUCUAAACGCCCACAACAUAAUGUAUUGUGUACGAGGACGCGGUCGUAUUCAAAUCGUGAACGAUGAAGGCCAGUCAGUGUUUGACGAGGAGCUAUCGAGAGGACAAUUGGUGGUGGUUCCACAAAACUUUGCCAUCGUAAAGCAAGCCUUCGAAGAUGGGUUCGAGUGGGUGAGCUUCAAGACAAGUGAAAACGCAAUGUUCCAAAGCCUCGCAGGGCGUACUUCUGCUAUCCGAUCCUUGCCGGUAGAUGUUGUCUCGAACAUCUACCAGAUCUCUCGCGAGGAAGCUUUUGGCCUCAAGUUUAAUCGGCUUGAGACUACCCUUUUUCGCUCUAGCGGCCCAAGGGAGUCCCAAAGGAGAAUCAGCAUUGCCUAAGCAUAAAUUCACGUUGAUUUUUGAUGCGAUGCAAAGAGUUUGUAGAUUGUUUAGAAUGCAAAAAUAAGAAUGUAAUAAUAAUAAUAAUAAACCUUUGGGAAGAGUUGUAUGUUUUGAAGGUGUUUUGUCAAGAAUAUGUAGGGUUUGAAUUUGUAUAUUUA